AUUAUGUUACGAAUUAUCUGUUUUCUGAUUAUUGCGCUAGUUUCAUUAAGUCAGAGUGAUGGAGUUAAUAUUGCUGAUGAUUUUUCAACAGAAAUAUUCUCAGAACUUCUAAAUGAUUGGGGGUAUGAACAUUUGGGACAACGAUUCAAGCGACAUCCCCACCCACGAGAUGAAAUGGAGUGUUGUGGUGAUCCACCGAAUCAAGAUACUAUGGAAAUGGUAAAAGAAUGUUUCGAAAGUAUGAAAGCACGUGGUCGGCCUAACAGCGACGAAGAGGGAAUGAAUAGAGGAUUGUGCUUAGCGGACUGUGUUGGAAAAAUACGCAAAGUGGUAAAUGAUAAUGGGAUUGUUGAUAAAGCAACAUUCGUGGUAGAAUUAAAAAAAUAUGAUUCUGAUGAAUGGCGCCAAGAACAAAUGGAAAAAUCUUAUGACAUUUGCAUUGAAGCAGCAGAAAAGUUCAAAGUAAAAAUGGCGGAAAAAAUUUCUGAUUUAGAAUGUGAUCCACUUGCCGCUGGGUUUUUCCAUUGCCAAAUGCGUGGAAUAGUUAAAAAUUGUCCAGAUGAUAAAUUCAAAGCUGAUCAAAAAAAAUGUACUUGGUUAAAAGAAAUGUUAGAGAGGAGCAUAGAAGAAAUGUAAACGACUUUGUAACAUAAUUUUACUAAUACUAAUGGAUAAAUUUUUAAAAUUGUGUUUCAACUCUCCAACAAAACCUAUCAAGAAUUAUUGCUUAUGAAUCUGGGAUAACUAUCUAAUUGGCGUACCUAUGGAAAAUAACCCUCGUUGGGAAUGUAUGCAACAAGAGCUAAGAGUGGAGAUGAAACACUAUUCUUGGAAUUUCUCCAUUAAUAGUAGUAAAAACGUAAUAGAUUUUUAUUAAAUUUUCUAAAAUCA
Molecule: messenger RNA, 891 nt
Organism: Chrysoperla carnea
Lineage: Eukaryota; Metazoa; Arthropoda; Insecta; Neuroptera; Chrysopidae
Exons: 4
Molecular function (GO): odorant binding
Source: RefSeq, a predicted model, not a curated record